Messenger RNA from Aplysia californica (California sea hare), 3952 nucleotides. RefSeq lists its product as uncharacterized. The record is from RefSeq and is a predicted model, not a curated record. Lineage: Eukaryota; Metazoa; Mollusca; Gastropoda; Aplysiida; Aplysiidae.
UUCAUAGUGUGUGAUCUGUCAGUGCGCUUCGACACCCUUGUACAUUUGAAAUCGUCCUGAAGUUGUUUUGCAGCUCCUUAUUUUACUGUUUUUAUAACGCCUGCUUGUGUGUUUUUUAAUCCAGUUUUCAUGGUGGAAAAUUGUUUAUCCCUCGCAGCAAGAAGUGUUUGCCAACUGUAUAUAUCUUUCCUUGUGUGUUUUUAAAAAAAAUGGUGUGUUCGUAGUGGAUGCUUGGAGGUGGACAUUGGACAACCGUUUUGACGAAUUUGGGGUUUCUGAACAGUCGGAACUUUUUGAAAAGUGUUGGCGGCUGUACAGCCAUGUCGGGGAAGGGUAGUGGUGGUGGUUCUAGUGGUACUGAUUCUGGGGGUACUGAUUCUGGGGGUACUGAUUCUGGGGAUGAUAGUUCUCGUGCAACCCGUCGCGCGAGGAUUCUGGCGCAGCGAAGAGAAACGGUGCGAGCUGCAGUUGCAGCAGAAGCAGCACGAAGAAAAGCGGCCGCGGAAGCAGCAGCUGAAAGAGCAGCACUUGCAGAAGCAUCAGCGGCCGAAGCAUCGGAAGCAGCAGAGUCGGAGCUGCAGCAAAGGUACACCGAACUAAACCCGGAGGCCUCCCCGGGCAGUCCUUCCAGUAGAGCGAGGAGACUGGCACGGCUCCACGAAAAUUCCGUCGAGCGUGAAGGUGCAAUGGUAACCGUGGCGCAGUGGAUCUUGACUUGUUUUCCUCCGUCUGGAGAGGGUGCCUCCUCAGGCGGAAGUGCUGGCGCUGGUUCUGCCAGCCCUAGUAGGAGUGUUACAGAAGAGAACUCGCCGAGUCAGGACAUAGCUGCUCGUUCUACAACGUUAGAGGCGCCGCCACGUCCGUCUCACGAUACCUCUGACGCACACCGUCACGAGACCACGGGGACGGUACACGUGCUGGCUUCGGACUGUUUAGUUGGCGGUCAGAAUGCAGCAACAGAGGAGGGCGUGCAAUGUCCGGACGUGAGUAUUUCUAGAACGAGUCAGUCGCCAUGUCUGUCCUCAGCCGACUCUGUCACCGACCGUUCUGGGGUCACGGCAAUGGAACUUUGGCCGUCAGAGAGUAGUCUACGGCAGGAUAUUGGUUCUGUAAGUCGUCAGCUGGGGGCUAUAGCAGAGAGUCGUGGUGACGAUAGCGCGGGCAGUACUUCUGUCCGUACUCUUCCUGGGUCGACUCCCUGCUGUGGUGAGGCUACAAGAGAACCGUUUGAGUCUCCUCACGGGGCGGGGUUGAGAGAUGCGCAUGCUUGUGGGGCAAGAAGCCUGGAUCAGAACGACGGCGGUGUGCAGCAGUCUGGAGAGACCCUUGGAAAUAGUGAUGUCGGAAACAAUUAUGUCAGUAGUGACCAACGUCAAGAGGGGAAACGGGAACGAGGGUUUAUCAAAAGGAGGAAAACUGGAGAGUCUGAUGAUGACGAUAAUGACGAUGAUGAUGAGAAUUCGGCGAUGAGGCAAAGUAAGAAAGCUAGACUGGCGAAAACUGAUUCGGUACCUAGUUUACAGGGGUCGGGUGGUGUUGAUAGGUCAGAUGGGGCGGCUCUCUGUGCUCCUAGUGCUACUACAACUGAGCGAAAUUUUGCAGGGAGUACAACGAGCGGACCUAGUACGGCCACAGAAUACAAUAGCAUUGAGCGUGUUAGGUCCACGAUGGGCCAAGGACCCGACUCCACAUUGAUGCCGUCAAUAUGCUGGGAAAAUCUUUUUGUGUUUAACGAGAGCUACAUCAGGAUGAUGCGGUGGUUGUUGCCAGACAGGCAUAGAGUCUACCACAACUUUUUGUACGGGCCCGGGUGUGAUGAGGUAGUCGACCCUAAUGCAGCCAUCCGGGAGUUAGAUGAUGUGGUGAAGCCUAGGAAACGUCGUUUGGCCCGGGACAACGAACUCGAGCUGGUUUGGAAGAAUUGUCGGGAUUAUGAUUUGUACGUGCGUCGAAGAUACGAUGGGAAUGACUGUAGACGACCUUCAAGUGGUCGGGGACAAGCUGGGAGUAGUAGUGAACGAGCUGGGAGUAGUAGUGAACUAGCUGGGAGUAGUAGUGAACGAGCUGGGAGUAGUAGUGAACGAGCUGGGAGUAGUAGUGAACGAGCUGGGAGUAGUAGUGAACGAGCUGGGAGUAGUAGUGAACGAGCUGGGAGUAGUAGUGAACGAGCUGGGAGUAGUAGUGAACUAUCUGAUGGCUUUUAUGAACGGAGUAUGAUCAUGUUUUGGCACCUUUUAAUUCCUGAACCAAUUGACAAUAUUCGUGAUGAGACUGAGCAAUUUGCUCUCAUAAGAAGACGAGCCCUUUUGCUGAACGAAUUGCUCUGUCGGUUUCGGCUCAUUGAGGCCAACAGAAGGAACAUGGCCAGAGGGAGAGACGGAAAUCCAUCGUGUAGAGAGAAUGGUGGUGUUUCGAGAGAUGCAAAUUUGUCCGAAGGAGAGAAUGAUUCCAAAGGGAAAGUCAAUAAUAAUAUGCCCAAUAGUGAUAAGGAUGUAAAUGUGAGGGAUGGUGGCGUUUCAUGUAGAGAAGGGUGCAGUGCUGUUGGUGUACAUAGUUUAGGACAGGCUGCUGGUAGUGUCAGACAGAGUGCUUUACCUAGUGGAAGAGAUGGUGAUGGAGAGAAUAGUUUACCCAGCAGAAGAGGGAGUGAUGGGGAGAAUACCGGCGGACGAGAUCAUGUUGGCUAUUCUGUAGAAAACGAUUUGUUCAGUGAACGAGACGGUAAUAAAGAGAACGUUUUACCCAGUGAUGAAGAUACUGGGACAAGGGAAAAUGCUUUCCCUAGUGGACGAGAUAGUGACGGUACAUGCGAGAGUGCUUUACCCAACGGGCGAGAUAGAAAUGGUACAGGAGAGAAUGAUUUUCCCAGUAGACGUAAUGUUAGUUGUGCUGAGGAGAAUAAUUUACCCCCUGGGCAAGAUGAUUCUGGUGUCGAAGAUGAUUAUUUACCCAACAGAGUGGACGGUAGCGCUGCUCAUACAUCUUUUGGAGCAACUGGCAACGCGGAUGGAGGCACGCGAUCUUCUGGACCAGCCAGUGAGGUGUACCCGAUGCGCAAUAUUAACAAACUGAGGGCAGUCGUGAGGACCGGUGGUCGUUCUAGAGUGCUGAUGAGAGAUAGAAUCGCAUUGGCUGUCCGUUUAACCGAGCUCAACGAAGACAAUUUAGCAGCUUUGAACUACAGAAUAGUUACGGGGAGGACCCGCGCUCUGUGGACUCUUGACAUGGCGGCAGCAAGGAGGAAGUGGGAUGUAUAUUUGAGGUAUAACCCUGCCCCGGCUGACCAGCCUCGCACGCGUAGUGUUCUGGAGGAAUAUUUGGGCCCAGGUUUUAGGAGAUUUGACACUAGUCCAAGUGGUGGUGGUGCUGCUGUUGCUUCUGCUGCAGCUGAUGGUGGUGGUGGUGCUACAGGUGGUGGUGGUGGUGCUGCUGCUGCUGCUGCAGGUGGUGGUGAUGUAAACGGUGGUGGAGCAAGUGCUCGGGAAGGCCGUAGUGAUGGGGGUGGUGGGCGUAGGCGUUGGCGUCGGCGUCGGCGUGGGCGUCCUACGGAUUGCGGCUGUGGUGGAGGAUGCGCUCGCUGCCAGCAAGAGCCAGGUCUAGGGAGCAGUGCCGCGGACCUCGGGGAGAGUUGCCAUGGCGACGAGGACGCCGUGGGCGAGGAGGAGGACGAGAGGUCGUCAGUGUGUAGCCUGCUGUUCAGCUCGGUGGAGUCCCGCACGUCCGCCUGUUACGACGACCCCGAGGUGGCCUGCAGCUGUUGCGAGCACAACCACGGCGGGGGUGGGUAUUCUGAGUCUGAUUCGGGUUCCGAUGAGUCUGUUAGUGACGAUUCCGAGGAUAAUGAGGUUGAUGAGGGUGAAGCUAACUUUGUUGCUGCCAUUGAUGCUUGUAUUUUAGCUGAUAUUGCUGUUGCUUACGCUGCUGGUCGUGAUUCUGCUUGUGAAUGUAGGGA